Molecule: messenger RNA, 1185 nt
Organism: Dioscorea cayenensis subsp. rotundata (Guinea yam)
Lineage: Eukaryota; Viridiplantae; Streptophyta; Magnoliopsida; Dioscoreales; Dioscoreaceae
Product: protein FAR1-RELATED SEQUENCE 6-like
Exons: 2
Coding region: 1-1185 (394 amino acids)
Biological process (GO): regulation of DNA-templated transcription
Molecular function (GO): zinc ion binding
Source: RefSeq, a predicted model, not a curated record
AUGUCGGGUAAGGCUCCAAAAAGCAAUACUAUGGAUCAAUGUAUGGCUAUUCAAGGUGCAAUCAGGACAGUUUUUCCAAAUUCUCAUCACCGACUAUGUCUUUUGGCACAUUAUGAAGAAGAUCCCGAGAAGCUUGGAGGAUUAACCCAUUACAAGGCAAUAAAGAAGAUUUUGAAGAGUAUUGUUUAUGAGGCAAUAGAUAUUCAAGAAUUUGAAAAUAUUUGGUUGAAGAUGAUAGAAGAUUACAAUAUCGGGAAAAAUGAAUGGCUGAAUUUGUUAUAUACAAAUCGUCAUCGUUGGGCUCCUGUAUAUGUUAAAGGUGUUUUUUGGGCUGGAAUGUCUACCACCCAAAGAAGUGAAAGCAUAAAUGCUUUCUUUGAUGGUUAUGUUGGACCAACAACAUCCUUAAAGCAAUUUGUGGAGCAGUAUGACAAUGCAUUAAAAAGUAAGAUUGAGAAAGAAAACAAAGCUGACUUUGCUACUUUCAACUCAAGCUUUCAAGUGCUAACUGAUUGUUUCUUUGAGAAGCAACUACAAGAAGCCUAUACCAAUGAAAUUUUUAAGCUAUUCCAAGAUGAGUUGAGAGGAAUGCUAUAUUGCAAUCUUACAUUUAUUAGAUCAGACGGGGCAAGAAAUAUAUUUCAAGUGACAGACAUUUUAAAAGGAAAAGAUGGAAGAGUCAGACUGCAAGUGGGUUUUACUGUUUAUCAAAAUGAGCUUGAGUUUGAUAUUAAAUGCACAUGUCGUUUGUUUGAGUUCAAAGGAAUUGUUUGUAGGCAUAUAUGCAAAGUUUUUAUUGAAAGGAAUGUCAAAGAGAUUCCAUCUCAAUAUAUUUUAUCCCGUUGGAGAAAGGAUAUUAAACGCCGGCAUACUUAUGUGAAGAAUUGUUAUGAAGAUUCACAAAUUAGUGAGCAAAAAGUGCGGUAUAAUAAAUUGUGCUCGCAUUUUUCUAAGGCUGCUGAAAUUGGAGUAGAAUCCAUUGAAAAAUAUAGUUUCUUGAUGAAGUGUGUGGAUGAUGCAAUAGAGAAGCUCAUGGAUAAUGCAAAUUAUUUGGAGAGUCACUCUAACCAAGUUAUGCCACCAAUGUUGUUGGAAAAGGAUCAUGAUCACCACCAAACAACAUCUUCAAAGUUCCUAACUCCUUUAAAAGGAAAUAACAAUGGCAAUUGUGUGAGGAUGUUCUAG